Messenger RNA from Nomascus leucogenys (northern white-cheeked gibbon), 1495 nucleotides. Its product is annotated as zinc finger protein 195. Gene Ontology annotation, biological process: negative regulation of transcription by RNA polymerase II. Lineage: Eukaryota; Metazoa; Chordata; Mammalia; Primates; Hylobatidae. The record is from RefSeq and is a predicted model, not a curated record. Gene Ontology annotation, molecular function: DNA-binding transcription repressor activity, RNA polymerase II-specific.
UUAUUUAUUUUUUUUUCAGCUAUGUCUUCUCAUUUUACCCAAGACGUUUUGCCAGAGCAGGGCAUACAAGAUGCAUUCCCAAAAACAAUACUGAGAGGAUAUGGAAAUUGUGGCCUUGAUAAUUCACAUUUAAGGAAAGACUGGAGAAGUUUAGAUGAGUAUAAGUUGCAAAAAGAUUAUAAUGGACUUAACCAAUGUUCAUCAACCACCCAUAGCAAAAUCUUUCAAUGUAAUAAAUAUGUUAAAAUCUUUGAUAACUUUUCAAAUGUACAUAGACAUAAUAUAAGUAAUACUGGAGAGAAACGUUUCAAAUGUCAAGAAUGUGGCAAAUCCUUUCAAAUGUUCUCAUUCCUAACUGAACAUCAGAAAAUUCAUACUGGAAAAAAAUUCCAAAAAUGUGGAGAAUGUGGCAAAACCUUUAUCCAGUGCUCACACUUUACUGAACAUGAGAACAUUGACACUGGAGAGAAACCUUACAAGUGUCAAGAAUGUGACAACGUCAUUAAAACUUGCUCAGUCCUUACUAAAAAUAGAAUUUACACCGGAGGGGAACAUUACAGAUGUGAAGAAUUUGGCAAAGUAUUUAACCAGUGCUCCCACCUUACUGAACAUGAGCAUGGUGCUGAGGAAAAACCCUGCAAAUAUGAAGAGUGCAGCAGUGUCUUUAUCUCUUGCUCAAGCCUUUCUAAUCAACAGAUGAUUCUUGCUGGAGAGAAACUCUCCAAAUGUGAAACAUGGUACAAAGGUUUUAACCAUGGCCCAAAUCCUUCCAAACACCAGAGAAGUGAGAUUGGAGGGAAACCUUUCAAAUGUGAGGAAUGUGACAGCAUCUUCAAAUGGUUCUCAGACCUUACUAAGCAUAAGAGAAUUCACACUGGUGAGAAACUAUACAAAUGUGACGAAUGUGGGAAAACCUAUACACAGUCCUCACACCUCAGUGAACACAGGAGGAUUCACACCGGAGAGAAACCCUACCAAUGUGAAGAAUGUGGGAAAGUCUUCAGAACUUGCUCAAGCCUUUCUAACCAUAAGAGAACUCAUUCUGAAGAAAAACCCUACACGUGUGAAGAAUGUGGCAACAUCUUUAAGCAGUUAUCAGACCUCACUAAGCAUAAGAAAACCCAUACUGGAGAGAAACCCUACAAAUGCGACGAAUGUGGAAAAAACUUUACCCAGUCCUCCAACCUUAUUGUACACAAGAGAAUUCAUACUGGAGAGAAACCCUACAAAUGUGAAGAAUGUGGCAGAGUCUUUAUGUGGUUCUCAGACAUUACCAAGCAUAAGAAAACCCAUACUGGAGAGAAACCGUACAAAUGUGAAGAAUGUGGAAAGAACUUUACCCAGUCCUCAAACCUUAUUGUACAUAAGAGAAUUCAUACUGGAGAGAAACCCUACAAGUGUGAAAAGUGUGGCAAAGCCUUCACCCAGUUCUCACACCUGACUGUACACGAAAGCAUUCAUACUUGAGAAAAAAAUUAACAAAUAUAAAAAUAGG